ACUUCCGCCCCGGGCGCGGCUCGGGCCACGCCCACCUGUCCUGCAGCACUGGAUGCUUUGUGAGUUGGGGAUUGUUGCGUCCCAUAGCUGGACCCAGAAGGGACUUCCCUGCUCGGCUGGUUCUCGGUUUCUCUGCUUUCCUCCGGAAAAAUAACGGCGUCUUCCGCGCCGCGCAUGGAGCCUCCCGGCCGCCGCGAGUGUCCCUUUCCUUCCUGGCGCUUUCCUGGGUUGCUUCUGGCGGCCCUGGUGUUGCUGCUGUCCUCCUUCUCCGAUGCCUGUGAGGAGCCACCAACAUUUGAAGCUAUGGAGCUCAUUGGUAAACCAAAACCCUACUAUGAGAUUGGUGAACGAGUAGAUUAUAAGUGUAAAAAAGGAUACUUCUAUAUACCUCCUCUUGCCACCCAUACUAUUUGUGAUCGGAAUCAUACAUGGCUACCUGUCUCAGAUGACGCCUGUUAUAGAGAAACAUGUCCAUAUAUACGGGAUCCUUUAAAUGGCCAAGCAAUCAUUGCAAAUGGGACUUACGAGUUUGGUUAUCAGAUGCACUUUAUUUGUAAUGAGGGUUAUUACUUAAUUGGUGAAGAAAUUCUGUAUUGUGAACUUAAAGGAUCAGUAGCAAUUUGGAGCGGUAAGCCCCCAAUAUGUGAAAAGGUUUUGUGUACACCACCUCCAAAAAUAAAAAAUGGAAAACACACCUUUAGUGAAGUAGAAGUAUUUGAGUAUCUUGAUGCAGUAACUUAUAGUUGUGAUCCUGCACCUGGACCAGAUCCAUUUUCACUUAUUGGAGAGAGCACGAUUUAUUGUGGUGACAAUUCAGUAUGGAGUCGUGCUGCUCCAGAGUGUAAAGUGGUCAAAUGUCGAUUUCCAGUAGUCGAAAAUGGAAAACAGAUAUCAGGAUUUGGAAAAAAAUUUUACUACAAAGCAACAGUUAUGUUUGAAUGCGAUAAGGGUUUUUACCUCGAUGGCAGCGACACAAUUGUCUGUGACAGUAACAGUACUUGGGAUCCCCCAGUUCCAAAGUGUCUUAAAGUGCUGCCUCCGUCUAGUACAAAACCUCCCGCUUUGAGUCAUUCAGUGUCGACUUCUUCCACUACAAAAUCUCCAGCGUCCACUGCCUCAGGUCCUAGGCCUACUUACAAGCCUCCAGUCUCAAAUUAUCCAGGAUAUCCUAAACCUGAGGAAGGAAUACUUGACAGUUUGGAUGUUUGGGUCAUUGCUGUGAUUGUUAUUGCCAUAGUUGUUGGAGUUGCAGUAAUUUGUGUUGUCCCAUACAGAUAUCUUCAAAGGAGGAAGAAGAAAGGGAAAGCAGAUGGUGGAGCUGAAUAUGCCACUUACCAGACUAAAUCAACCACUCCAGCAGAGCAGAGAGGCUGAAUGGAUUCCACAACCUGGUUUGCCAGUUCAUCUUUUGACUCUAUUAAAAUCUUCAAUAGUUGUUAUUCUGUAGUUUCACUCUCAUGAGUGCAACUGUGGCUUAACUAAUAUUCCAAUGUGGCUUGAAUGUAGGUAGCAUCCUUUGAUGCUUCUUUGAAACUCGUAUGAAUUUGGGUAUGAUCAGAUUGCCUGUUUUCCCUUAAAUAACACUUAGAUUUAUUGGACCAGUCAGCACAGCAUGCCUGGUUGUAUUAAAGCAGGGAUAUGCUGUAUUUUAUAAAAUUGGCAAAAUUAGAGAAAUAUAAUUCACAAUGAAAUUAUAUUUUCUUUGUAAAGAAGGUGGCUUGAAAUCUUUUUUGUUCAAAGAUUAAUGCCAACUCUUAAGAUUAUUCUUUCACCAACUAUAGAGUGUAUUUUAUGUAUCGUUCAUUGUAAAAAGCCCUUAAAAAUAUGUGUAUACUACUUUGGCUCUUGUGCAUAAAAACAAGAACACUGAAAAUUGGGAAUAUGCACAAACUUGACUUCCUUAACCAAGAAUAUUAUUGGAAAAUUCUCUAAAAGUUAAUAGGGUAAAUUCUCUAUUUUUUGUAAUGUGUUCGGUGAUUUCAGAAAGCUAGAAAGUGUAUGUGUGGCAUUUGUUUUCACUUUUUAAAACAUCCCUAACUGAUCGAAUAUAUCAGUAAUUUCAGAAUCAGAUGCAUCCUUUCAUAAGAAGUGAGAGGACUCUGACAGCCAUAACAGGAGUGCCACUUCAUGGUGCGAAGUGAACACUGUAGUCUUGUCGUUUUCCCAAAGAGAACUCCGUAUGUUCUCUUAGGUUGAGUAACCCACUCUGAAUUCUGGUUACAUGUGUUUUUCUCUCCCUCCUUAAAUAAAGAGAGGGGUUAAACAUGCCCUCUAAAAGUAGGUGGUUUUGAAGAGAAUAAAUUCAUCAGAUAACCUCAAGUCACAUGAGAAUCUUAGUCCAUUUACAUUGCCUUGGCUAGUAAAAGCCUCUUAUCUAUCUAUGUAUGUGUCUUACCUCAUCUCCUAAAAGGCAGAGUACAAAGUAAGCCAUGUAUCUCAGGAAGGUAACUUCACUUUAUCUAUUUGCUGUUGAUUGUACCAAGGGAUGGAAGAAGUAAAUAUAGCUCAGGUAGCACUUUAUACUCAGGCAGAUCUCAGCCCUCUACUGAGUCCCUUAGCCAAGCAGUUUCUUUCAAAGAAGCCAGCAGGCGAAAAGCAGGGACUGCCACUGCAAUUCAAAUCACACUGUUAAAAGUUGUGUUUUGAAAUUUUAUGUUUAGUUGCACAAAUUGGGCCAAAGAAACGUUGCCUUGAGGAAGAUAUGAUUGGAAAAUCAAGAGUGUAGAAGAAUAAAUACUGUUUUACUGUCCAAAGACAUGUUUAUAGUGCUCUGUAAAUGUUCCUUUCCUUUGUAAUCUCUGGCAAGAUGCUUUAGGAAGAUAAAAGUUUGAGGAGAACAAACAGGAAUUCUGAAUUAAGCACAGAGUUGAAGUUUAUACCCGUUUCACAUGCUUUUCAAGAAUGUCGCAAUUACUAAGAAGCAGAUAAUGGUGUUUUUUAGAAACCUAAUUGAAGUAUAUUCAACCAAAUACUUUAAUGUAUAAAAUAAAUAUUAUACAAUAUACUUGUA
Molecule: messenger RNA, 3010 nt
Organism: Gorilla gorilla gorilla (western lowland gorilla)
Lineage: Eukaryota; Metazoa; Chordata; Mammalia; Primates; Hominidae
Gene: CD46
Product: CD46 molecule
Exons: 13
Coding region: 175-1374 (399 amino acids)
Cellular component (GO): cell surface
Source: RefSeq, a predicted model, not a curated record